AUGAAGCAGAAAGAUGAGGCUUUGCAGGAGUUGGUGGCUCAUCUUCCCAAUCUUGUUAUUGAUGCUGCCAAGGGACUCAAACACCUUCCGGCUGUCCAAAAACUUAAUGGAAUUCUCAUGUUUCUAGACAUCUCAGGUUUCACUGCACUUUGUGAGGAGUUUACACAACGAAAGCAUGGUGUGGAUGAACUGACUAAAACUCUCAAUGACUAUUUGGGUCAAAUAGAAGAUUUGGUCCUCAAGGCUGGAGGUGAUGUCAUUGAAUUUGCAGGUGAUGCAAUGCUUAUUCUGUGGGAGGUAGCAUCUGUUGAGGCCAAUGUGGCAGCCAUUGUUAAGGCUAUCAUCUGUUCAAGAAAGAUAAUGAAGUCAUGCAAUAACUGGGAUACACAAGUGGAGGUACAACUUGGUGUGAAGAUUGGCCUGUCAGCAGGUGAGGUAUUCGUCACCUAUGUGGGCAGCAAGUCAACUCGUUUGUUCUCAACCAGUGGUCAAGCCGUCAUUGAUGUCAACUUAGCUGAGCAUUACUGUGAGAAAGGAAGCAUCAUUCUAUCACCAUCUGCCUGGUCUCACUGCCCAGAACGGAAAGGGAUGAAUGUGGAGAAGCUUGAUGAGGGACAUGUAAAGGUUCUUAACCUCAGGAAAACGUGGGCAGAGACUGAGUUGGCAAAAGAAGACCCACCACAGGAGCAAUUGAAAGCCAGGGCUCUUGGUGAGAUUCCACUGAUACGCCGUCUGAACCUGAAAAAUGUUCACAAACAGGAAUUGCGCCCUUUUAUUGCUGCUCCAGUUAUACAAAAGGUGGAUGAUAACCAGCCUAUGGAGUAUUUGUGUGAGAUGAGAGAUGCAACUGUAGUGUUCAUUAAUCUUUCCUUGGAUCAUGGGCAUGACCAUAGUCGCUGCAUACAAGGACUGUAUGAUGGUGUCUCUGCUGCUGUGCUGCAGUUUCAAGGAGUCAUCAAUAAGAUCUUUGAGUUUGAUAAGGGUACUAGUUUCCUGGUGCUGUUUGGUCUGCCUGGAUUCAAGCAUGAGGAUGAAGUUAGCCAUGCCUUGCAAUGCUCCAGUCAGAUAAUGACAACAUUGAAUGAUAUGAUUGAGGUCAGGCAAAUAUCAGUGGGUGUAACAACAGGCAAGGUAUUCUGUGGGGUUGUAGGUCAUCCAGAACGACAUGAGUAUACAGUGAUUGGUCCUAAAGUGAACAUGGCAGCUCGUUUAAUGAUGAAUUAUCCAGGCAAGUUAUCUUGUGAUGAGGAGACCCACCAUCGCUCAUCUAUUGACACCUCUCACUUCCAUGAUCUACCGGAGAUCAAACUCAAAGGCAUGGACAGCCCUGGACCUAUUUCAGAGUACAUUGAUUCAUCUAUGGGAAAAGACCCUUCCAUUCCAGAGGCCAAGCAUCCACUUCUGGGCUAUAUCAGUGAGUUUCAAGAGGCCCUUAAUACACUGGAGAAGGUAUGCUUCUCAGGUGAUCAUAGCCAUCCAUUGUUUCUGGUCGUUGAAGGGGAGCCAGGGGUAGGAAAGACUCGAUUCCUGAGAGCAGUCAUUGAUGCAGCUACAAACAAUUCCAUGAGAAUCAUCUGUAGCCGUCCAACAGUAAGCAGUGUGAACAACCCAUACAACACGGCAUGUUUACUGGUGACAGAGCUGCUUGAGUUAAGCAAUGUAUUCAGCCCACAUGAACGAGAACAGCUUCUAGAGGAUCGUUUUGAAGGGACAGAGAUCCUCAAUAGUUUGAGUCUGCUUAAUAAUCUCUUGGGAAUCCAGCUUGCUGUUCACGAAGCACUAUCCAAUCUCUCCCCUGCUGGUCGGACUAAAGCCCUCCAACGACUCCUUGGUCGUAUUAUCCAAGGAACUCAGUUGGACACCUUCAAUGGCACCUUGGUAGUAAUUGAUGAUGCUCAGUACAUUGAUCGCGACUCUUGGUCCUACCUUCGUUACUUUUCUGGUUACUCCAGUCUCUUUGUCAUUGGUAUGGGAGUUUUCCGUACUAAUGAGGAAAUUCCUGAAGGGGUUGAGAAGAUCUUGAACAGCCCUCUCUGUGUCCAUGUCAAGCUGGACGGUCUGGAUUCAAUCAAUAUGGAACCACUUUUGUGCCAACUGCUAGAAGUGUAUGAUGUGCCAAGGGAACUUACAAACUUGCUAGGUUCUAACUUGACAGGCAAGAUUAAUCCUUCUUGGGUGAAGCAAUGUGUAGCCAAUCUCCUGCAUCAUCAGCAGUUAGAGAUCAAUACACAGGGCAUGCUGCAUUCAUGUUCUAUCAGUAAGGGAGUACGUCUUCUUGAGCUUGAUAUACCACCAUCACUCAGGGGUUGUAUGAUUGCUUUCAUUGAUCGCCUGCCUGUUGCUGAGAGAACAUCUGUCAAGAUAGCGUCUAUAAUAGGAGCAUCUUUCGAUAACGCUGUCAUCAGUCAUCUUAUGCCUGGUGCUCCAGCAAACAAGGUUCUGGAAAGUAUUGGUGGUUUAGUGUCUGCUGGAGUCUUCAUUUAUGAGAAUGGACAACUACGAUUCCAAUCCUCUACACUGCAAGAAACAGCCUAUGCUCUCCUUGUUGAGAAACAACGACGCAAGCUUCAUGAGAGAUAUGCUGUAUAUCUGGAGCACCGCUAUCUCGGAUUCAUCAAGAAAAAGAAAAAGAGUAGGUUCAGCUUGAUCAAGAAAAAAAGCAAAAUGGUGCAACAGAGGAAACCUGCUGGUUCAGGGGAAGUUAGUCUACAGGUUGUGUAUCCCCAACUUAUUACCCACUGGCGUAAGGCAGGAAACCAGACUAAGACUGUAGAGUAUCUCAUCCAUGCUACAGAGUCUGCAGUGGCCUUGGGUAAUACCAUGCAGGCAGUAUCAUUCAUCUACCAAGCCAAAGGCCUAGUACCAACCCAAGACCAGAUUGCUCAUCUGGAUGACUUGUCUGUAAAGGCCACAACCAAUCUGUUUCUGACCAGAGUGCGACGCAAGAAGAUUUCAGUCAACAAACAGCGUUGGCAAGCAGCGGCCAGUAAAGCUCUUAAGGCUUCACGGGCUGCUAAGGCCAAGGAAGGGGGUACUCAAGGGGGAUCUAAGACUGAUCUUUACCACCGAAAACCUUUGGUGUCUAGAUUACCCCAUAAACAGAUGGAUGACGAAACACACUCUCAAGUUGCACACUCUAAGACAGUAGCAAGGGGGAAUUGGCGAAAUUGGGGGAAGAUCGUGGGCAUUUCAUUAGUGGUGUCUGAGACCAUCCGUCCAUCAAGGAGAGUUCCAAGACAAACCUUGAAGGUUAUCCCCAGAAAGAUAUCUGUUGCUGUUAGAAGGAUAUCAACCACAAAACUGAGAGAUGCUCCGCACCAUGAAUCAGGAUUCAUCUUAGAAUGUGUUUGUCCGCCAUUGCAUGAGGAUGUCAAGGAAUCAACAGUAACAAGCUCAUAA
Molecule: messenger RNA, 3399 nt
Organism: Asterias rubens (European starfish)
Lineage: Eukaryota; Metazoa; Echinodermata; Asteroidea; Forcipulatida; Asteriidae
Product: adenylate cyclase type 10-like
Exons: 29
Coding region: 1-3399 (1132 amino acids)
Biological process (GO): intracellular signal transduction; cyclic nucleotide biosynthetic process
Cellular component (GO): cytoplasm
Molecular function (GO): adenylate cyclase activity
Source: RefSeq, a predicted model, not a curated record